Molecule: messenger RNA, 1754 nt
Organism: Spinacia oleracea (spinach)
Lineage: Eukaryota; Viridiplantae; Streptophyta; Magnoliopsida; Caryophyllales; Amaranthaceae
Exons: 1
Coding region: 168-1457 (429 amino acids)
Molecular function (GO): protein binding
Source: RefSeq, a predicted model, not a curated record
CUUAUCAUAAUAAGCUUAUUGCUUAAACAUUCUCUAUUAAUUCAUUAUAUAAAAUAGGUACUACAACUCCGCUUAUUUUCUAUACACUAUCUCGUAUUUUAGAUCAUGUGACCCAUUAUACUUGUCUUUCCCCAACAAACUAAAAACCUUCGUAAAAUUGUUGCAAAAUGUGCAAGAAAUCCUCCAUUCUUGCUACUAAUUUCAUACACACAAUCUUUAUCCUUUUGUCAUUAUUUUCAACUUACUAUGUUGGUGUAGUAGUAGCCACCUCAUCACCGCCUCCAUCGUCACCACCACCGUCGUCACCAUCACCAUCAUCCCUCGAUGAAUCAAAUGUCCAAGAAGCCACUAAAGUCAUACGACAAUUCAUCAAAGGGAUUACUAGUGACAAUUGUGGACUUUCAAAAAAUCUCACAUUUACCAACACCACUAACUUGUGUAAAAAUUCAAAGUUUGGAUGUACACCUGUUCCGUUCAAAGAUUCCUUAAAAAAGAAAGACAGAUUGUACUCGAUUCAAUUUGAUGGAUGUGGUAUUACGGGGAAGAACAUUACCAUUGAUGGUUUCAUCGACAAGCUUCUCGACGUGUCGAUUUUCCAUGCAAAUUCCAACGGUUUUGGGGGCAAAAUACCGGUGUUAAGCCAUCUUCCUUACCUCUUUGAGUUAGAUCUUAGUAACAACAAGUAUAAUGGGAAGUUCCCUAUGAAUAUCCUUGGUGCAACCAAUUUAACCUUAUUGGACCUCGGAUUUAACUCCUUCAUAGGCCCAGUUCCUCCCGGGCUUUUUAAUUUACAAUUGUUGGCCCUUUUUAUUAACAACAAUAAAUUUGAGAAGGACCUUCCAUCUAAUAUGGGCUCCACACCGGCAGCUUUCCUCAACUUUGCCAACAACAAGUUCACAGGCCCAAUACCAAAAUCCAUUGGGCAAGCCUCAAAUACUCUCCUCGAGGUCCUCUUCUUGAACAAUAGUUUAUCGGGCUGCCUUCCUUACGAGAUUGGGCUUCUUAAAAAGGCCCGUGUUUUUGACGUGUCGAGGAACUCCUUAAUCGGACCGAUACCCCGAUCGUUCGCCUGUUUAGAUAAAAUGGAGUACCUAGUCCUGGAAAAUAAUGAGUUUUAUGGGUCUAUACCUGAGGUGGUGUGUAAAUUGCCUAAUUUGACGAAAUUAAAGUUGUCUGAUAACUAUUUCAACCAAGUUGGGACAGCUUGUAUGAAGCUAAUCCAAAAAGGAGUGUUGGAUGUGAGACAGAAUUGUUUAUUUGGGCAUCCGAAUCAAAAAGACCCGAAAACAUGUGCGGAGUUUCUUAAUAAGCCCAAGGGUUGUAGUGAAUAUGAGAAUAAAAUGCACAACUAUAUCCCUUGUAAUAAAACAGCUGAAUAUUUGGAUUCUGUAAUGUCGUUAGAGAGGGUCCCACAACCUACUCCAACAGUUACUUAUGGAAAAUUAACUACGGAGUAAUUAAUUAAUUUGUUAUUGUUGUAGAUUUUGAAUUCACUAUUUAAAUGUGUUAUUCUGUUAAGAUCUGAGUAUCUGACCCAUGAAACAUUACGUGUGAAAGUCUCACAUUGACAAAAGAGAAGAAAGUUAAUCACUUAAUAAGGCCAAGAGGCUACUCCCCUUAUAGCCAUAUGAUUUUAAGGUGGAACCUCCUACGGUCUUGUUAAGUGGAACCUCUCUCUUGAUGACGGGUGCGACCCAGACCCGUAUUUAACAUAUUCUAAACUUCUUUUUGCUAAACAAAAAAACAUGUUUUUU